Molecule: messenger RNA, 659 nt
Organism: Cryptotermes secundus
Lineage: Eukaryota; Metazoa; Arthropoda; Insecta; Blattodea; Kalotermitidae
Exons: 6
Coding region: 1-537 (178 amino acids)
Source: RefSeq, a predicted model, not a curated record
AUGGCGUUCUACCUGGCAACUAUCUUCAUUGAGGUCCUGCUAGAUUUAUAUAUUUACUUCUUUUAUAAUAACUACAGUUACAUCCAGAUGGAAUAUUACAUUUUCAACGCUGUAACAUUCUACAUGCUUACAUCAGAGACUGAUAAACUUACAAAUGCUGGAGAUCAAAUAGCUCUGGAUCUCAUGAAAACACGUAUAACAAAACUGAAUUCCGGUUGCCAGAAACAGGUCCUGACGUUCAUGAGACAGUUAAGCGCGAACAGAGCCCAAGCGUCUGCAGCAGGAUUCUGUGCCAUAAACAAAGGAAUAAUAGUAUCUGGUAAUGCAAUGGCGGACGAUGUAGCAGAAGUACCACUUGGAUCACUAACUGAAGAAUGUCAACAACAGGUUCAGAUGUUCCUUAGUCAAAUUAUGGCGAAGAAACUCCAAGUGUCUGCAUCCGGUUUGUGUAUCAUCAACAAGCGACUAAUCAUAUCUAUUGUUAUGGGAGUUACCACGUUCUUCAUAGCAAUCUAUCAGAUGAGUCAGGAAUCUUAAGUUAUCGUUACAAAGUGAAUACUUUGGCUGUUUGUUAAACGUAGACAGAAACAAGAUCUUAUCAUUAAAUGUUCUACAACCUGACUAUUGUAAUCCUUUAAUUAUAGUGUGAUAAAUAUGUU